CACCCCUUCCCUUUCCUCUUCCCCCUCACCCCUACAUCUGGGGCCAGCACCACACUACUGAAUCGCACCACCAGAUCCCCCCCCUGCCGUAUGCAUCGCAUGUAAUAGUACAAUGCUGACAAUCACCGCCACAGCAUGGACCAGGCUGCUUCCGUCUUCUCGGAGCAAGGAUCCGCCACAUUCGUCUCCUUCACCCCCAGCCUGUCUGCCCGGCCCGUCAAGUUCCCCCCAACGAGGCCCGAGCUUUGCUUUGUGAUCGCGCAAUCAUUCGUCACCUCCAACAAACAUGUCACCGGACCCAUCCUGGGCAUCAGCCUUCAGGGGUUCCACGAUGCCUUCUUCUACCACAACGGCGGGUCGGACUACGCCGCCGCCAAGAGCCUCACCAAGGAGGAGGAGCUGCGCCGGCUGAUAGACAUCACCAAGGAGACGCUGACCCGGGAGGACGGCUACACGCGGGAGGAGAUCGCCUCCGCGCUCCAAAUGUCCGUGCCGGAGCUGGAGCAGCGCUUCAUGUCCAGGUUCCCCGUCCGCGCCGACCGCUUCAAGCUCAGGCAGCGCGCCCUGCACGUCUUCACCGAGGCGCUGCGCGUCGUCCAGUUCCUGGCCCUACUCGAGGGGCCUCUCCACACGGGGCGGACGGACACGACGCAGUUCAACGAGGAGCUGGGCCGGCUCAUGAACGAGACCCAGGACUCGUGCAGGGACCUGUACGAGUGCAGCUGCCCCGAGCUAGACGAGAUAUGUCGAAUCUCACGUGGCGCAGGGGCUUAUAGCAGCAGGCUGACGGGCGCCGGGUGGGGAGGAUGCAGCGUGCACCUCGUGCCGGCCGAUAAGGUGCCGGCCGUCAAGGAGGCGCUGGAGCAGCAGUACUAUUCCAAGCUCGACCUGACCGACGAGCAGAAGGAGCAGGCCGUGGUGGUGAGCCGGCCCGCUCGAGGGAGCGCCGUCUAUAUAGUCGAGGGAGGCCAACUGAGCUGAAACGGACGCGGAUGAAGAGAGUAGGCAAAUAUCAAAAAAAGAGUAACGUGACGAGUUUGCAAUGCGAGCUGGACCCAGUCGCUUUCUCCAAUCUCGUCGAUGUAACAUACCGGAUAGAACAUGACCCGUUCGUCCUCCUAUAAAGAAAAAGAAGAAUCUGACAAGCAAGCAGUCAAUUUGGAAUACAACAAUGGACUCCACGUACCUGUUUCAACCGUUCCACGAAUACCUGCCCCAUC
This is a messenger RNA of Trichoderma citrinoviride, 1220 nucleotides long. RefSeq names its product GHMP Kinase, C-terminal domain-containing protein. The record is from RefSeq and is a predicted model, not a curated record. Lineage: Eukaryota; Fungi; Ascomycota; Sordariomycetes; Hypocreales; Hypocreaceae. Bases 136 to 981 code for a protein of 281 amino acids. Gene Ontology annotation, cellular component: cytosol; cytoplasm. Gene Ontology annotation, molecular function: galactokinase activity; ATP binding. The transcript has a single exon. Gene Ontology annotation, biological process: galactose metabolic process.